UCCUCUCUCCCUCUCUCUCUCUCUCUCUCUCUCUCUCUCUCCGUUCUCGUCUCUUUCUCUUACAUGCAGAUUCUCUGAGAGAAGAUCGGAGAUUCUCCGCUCAAUCUCCUUCUUCGAGAUGUUGUUGCGGAAUGUCCUUGCGUUUGCUAGGUUUCGAAUCCAUUGGCGUGGAUCUCUGAUGUCCAUGUUCUAUUUCCAGUGUCUUCAGGAUCCGUGUCGGGCUUGAGAUUUCGAGCUAAAUUAUUGUUUCGAAAUCUAUGGUUUGUGUUAUUCCAAUGCUUAAUCGGGGGAUUUUCUUCGCUCGUUUCCAUCUCUUCAGUUGAAUUUGAACUCUGACUUACCCGGAUUUAGUUUCAACGAUACAAUCGUAGAUCUUGUUUUGCGAUCGAUUAAUCCUCUUAAGUUUGUCUUUGUCGAUUCUCUUCAGGUGCCUAUUUCCAGCUUUUGACCGCUUCUCUUUUGCAUUUACAUCGGCUAGGAGUUCAGGUGGGAGCUUGUCGUCUAAAUGGUUGUCAAAAUGCUGGCUGUUGUUGUUUUGGUUUAACUAAAGAGAGAUGAGUCACACAACGGAUGAGAGUGACGAUGGUAUGUACUCUAACCAUCAUAAUGAGGCAUCAGGUGCUGAUAUUGGCAGCGGCUGCAGAAGUAGAUGGGAUGGAACUGUUCUGAAGAAAGGGCCAUGGACCACAGCAGAAGAUGCGAUUCUAAUUGAUUACGUCAAGAAGCAUGGUGAAGGUAACUGGAAUGCUGUGCAGAAAUACACAGGCCUGUCCCGCUGUGGGAAAAGCUGCCGCCUAAGGUGGGCUAACCAUCUGAGGCCAAACUUGAAGAAAGGAGCUUUUAGCGAAGAAGAAGAACAGCUCAUCAUUGAACUGCAUGCCAGGAUGGGAAAUAAAUGGGCACGUAUGGCUGCACAUUUGCCUGGUCGAACAGAUAAUGAGAUAAAGAACUAUUGGAACACUCGUAUCAAGAGGCGACAACGAGCUGGAUUGCCGCUUUAUCCUCCUGAAAUGCAUGUUGAAGCAUUGCAGUGGAAUCAAGAGUACACAAAGACAGAGAUUAUAGGACCAGCUAAAAGACAUCAAGAUUUCUUACAGGUCGGGAACUGUGAGCCUAAUGUCUUAUUUGACAGUCUUAAGGUUGUCACCGGGAUGGUACCUAGUGCUUUGGACAUAUCAGAUAUCCCUUCGUGCAAUAUACUUGGAAAUGGUGCAAGUUCUUCUCAAUAUAAAAGCUUCAUUCCACCGUUAAUGCAGUCACCAAAGCGAGAAUCGAGAUCUCUGUUUUCUGGGUACUGCAGUAACAUAAAGGAUGAGUUUCUGUCGCCUGAAGAAUUCCAGAGUAGUGCUCAACAAAAGAUUUCCAAGUCUCUCGGUUUCUCGUUUCCUCGUGAUGCUGAUCCUCCCGAUGGAAAUCAACACUACCCCGAUGUGAUUAAUGGUAGCCAUACCCUUAUGGAUGCCAUAUUUCCUACUUCUUCUAAGCCCUCAUUGGGGACAGUGAAGUCGGAGCUCCCUUCAUUCCAAUAUCCAGAAACUAAUUUUGAUCAGUGGAAUGCACCGUCAACUCUGCAUUCAGAUCUCCUCGAAUCUGUUGAUGCUUAUAUUCAGUCGCCACCUCCGAUGGGAAGAACAGAGACUGAUUGUUAUGAUUCCUGCAAUACUGGCCUGCUAGAUACUGUUCUUCACGAGGCCAAGAUCAGAACUGGUGCCAAGAAUGGUUCUUUUUCAUCUGAAAAGAGUUUCAGUUCGAUCACUUCUCCCGAUAUCGCGGCAGAGGGCAUUACCCACAAUGAUCCAGAAACCAAAUAUAAGGAAUUCGAGGGUACUACCCUCGAGCCCCUGGCUAAUUCCAAGAUUCCGAUGUCCAUGCAACUCGAUGCUGGUGGAAGUUCAUCAGGGGACAACGUAAAGAUGGAACAAUGGGAUCGGAUUUGGAUGCCCGAGAGAGAAACCAACGAAAAAACUCCGCUCUUGGACAUAACUCGCCCCGACGUUUUACUCGCUUCAAGCUGGCUGGACCACGGUCUCGGUCUCGGACUUGCGAAAGAGACAACUAUGUCCGAUGCCCUCGUGGCUCUCCUCGGCAAUGAGUUUGGGAACGAGUAUAUGCACAUAGCCGUUGGGACUUCGUCAUCUUCAUCAUCAUCGUCAUCGGGUCAAGCCCAAGCUGUCGGGUUUUGCCCGUGGAGCAACAUGCCUCCGGUUUGUCAAAUGACCGAAUUACCCUGACCAGUCCUUCGGCCAUUCGAUUGUGGUUUGGUUCGUUCUCAGAGUUCAGUAUUGUGCCCGUCUUGUUAGAGUUUUGUUCUUGGGCCUUCAAAUCGGACCGACGUUUUCUUUUUUCUUGCCGUGUAAUUCAAUAUAACCAUAUAUGCCCCCAUUUCAUCUCAGAAUGACCUAAUUUCAUACAUGUAUUAGCUCAUUCGAUUGAUGAUCUCCAUCGAAAGGGCUAUAAGGAUUUCAGUGUCCAUUCAAUCCAUUGAACGGGCUAGAUGUUUUUUUUUGAAGCUGUGGGCGAAUUGGAUUCGGUUUGGUUU
Messenger RNA from Tarenaya hassleriana, 2539 nucleotides. Its product is annotated as transcription factor GAMYB-like. The coding region runs from base 555 to 2231 and encodes 558 amino acids. Lineage: Eukaryota; Viridiplantae; Streptophyta; Magnoliopsida; Brassicales; Cleomaceae. The transcript is spliced from 4 exons. The record is from RefSeq and is a predicted model, not a curated record.